AUGGCCUACUUGCUGCUCUAUGUCGACGACAUCAUCCUGACGGCAUGUAUGGCUGGUCUCCUCAGUCAGCUCACGGCUCGUCUUCGCGCUGAGUUCGCCAUCAAGGACUUGGGUCCUUUGCACUACUUCCUCGGUGUCGAGGUGGUGCGCCGUCCGGAUGGCUUCUUCCUUCAUCAGCGGAAGUACGCUCAUGAGCUCCUGGAGCACGCCGGCAUGCUUAACUGCAAGCCCGCCGCUACCCCUGUUGAUACGAAGGCCAAGCUUUCUGCCACGGAUGGUUCUCUUGCUUCGGAUGCUGCUUUCUAUUGGUCUAUCGUUGGUGCUCUCCAGUACCUCACUCUGACUCGACCGGAGAUCCUGUAUGCUGUGCAGCAGGUGCGUCUUCAUAUGCAUGCUCCUCGAGAUGUUCACUGGGCUGCCCUCAAGCAGAUUCUCUGCUAUAUCUGUGGCACUAUGGAUCUUGGCGUCACGCUUCACGCCUCCGCCGACACCGCCCUCACCGCCUACUCCGAUGCAGACUGGGCGGGCUGCCCUGACACUCGUCGCUCCACUUCGGGCUAUUGUGUCUACCUUGGACCCUCACUUAUCUCGUGGUCGUCCAAGCGGCAGCCUACGGUCUCUCGUUCCAGUGCUGAGGCUGAGUAUCGUGCAGUGGCCAACGCCGUCGCCGAGUGUUCGUGGCUUCGCUAG
Molecule: messenger RNA, 690 nt
Organism: Aegilops tauschii subsp. strangulata
Lineage: Eukaryota; Viridiplantae; Streptophyta; Magnoliopsida; Poales; Poaceae
Source: RefSeq, a predicted model, not a curated record